AUGUUUGAAUUAUCUGAAAGGCGGAAAGCAUUAUCCCCAUUGCCAAGAGGAGGUAAUUUGGCUUUGAACGUAGCUUUGGAUUGGAAGAUUUGGGUUAAAAUCGACGAUAACGAAAGAUUGGGAAAUUCUAAAGGACAAGCUACUGCCAUAGAGUUUACAGAAUCAGAUACUAUAGAUGAUUUGAAAACAAAACUUUUAACUAAAUUAAAUAAUUCAAGAUGGUCAAGAGAAAAUGAUACUUGCUCAAUUACAAUUGGAUUUUAUUUACCAAUUAAAAAUAGCAAAGUUACUAACAAUAACAAUAUCAAUAACAAUGCAAACACAUCAUUGCUUUCAAUUGAAAGUAAUCAACGAAUUCAUACCGAGAGGAAAAAAGUUUCGCCAGGUUUACAUUUCUAUAUGGAAGCACCACUAUCAAGAAUGGAUUCCCAUAAUGGUUUACAUUAUGAAAACUCUUCGAAGAACAGGUCGAGCGUUAGUCUGCAAAGCCUAAGACAAGCAGAAUCAAAUAAUAUCAAAAAUGAAUCACAUAGCAUUAAUUCAACUUCCCCGCCAUUAAUUUUCCAUUCUUCUUCAAAUAUAAAUUUACAAUAUUUGGCACCAACGCCAACUUUAGGGAGACUCUCGCCCAUAAACACAAGCCAAUCUACAAAUUAUCUUGAUUUCAAUAAUCUGGAUCUAAAAUGGACCUCUAUCCGUGUCAAUGAUUCUAAUGUAAGGAUAACAUUCGAACCGGAUGAAUUAAUAAAAAAUAUUUACUUACAACUCUACGGUUCGUUGGGUGCACAGAAAGUUUCUGAAGCUCUUCUUAUCUUCUCUAGUGGUAUACCAACUAAUGAAAAUAAUGAGAUUUCCCCUACAGUAUCUUUCGAUUUCAAUGAUUAUGUACCAACUAAUGACGAGAUAACAGAACAAAUGUUAAGAUCUCCAUAUUAUGGAGAAAACCUGAUGGAAAAUGAAAAAACUGAAGGUUUUAAGGGCGAAGAAGGUUUGAUUAAAGAUGGCAGUCGGUUUGGAAGUUGUGAUUCUGUUACACAAAGUCUGAGUGGAAAAGAAAAAAAGUUCAAACUGAUAACCAAUGAAGAACAAUUAAGAAAGGUUUCCGAAGAUUUGGGGAGUGAGAAAAAUGUAGAUUCUCCAAAACAAGCUAUUUUAUUAUUGCCCAAAAACUUUAAUGAAGAAAAUAAUCUACGGAACAAAACAGGUGGAGGCUCCUCUUCAACUAUUUCAUCAUUUGUCAACAAAACAAAUGAUGAAAUUAUGUUAUCUACACAGGAAGGAACCGCUUCUACAAAUGAUUCAGGAAUAAGUGAUGGCGGUGUUGAACCGAGAGAGAGUAUUAGUAACUCAAGCACCAAUACUAAUUCCAAUACGAUUCAUAAUAAUGAUAACAGUAAUCCUAUAAUAAGUUCAUCAGCCAUGAUUGCUAAGUCAACUUCAAGCAAUUACUCAAGCGCUUUCCAGGAUGCUUCGGUACCCAUAGUUUCACAUCCAGAAUUCAAGAUUACUGGUGAAAAGGUCUUUCCAAAGAUUAAUGUUCUGAUUGUUGAAGAUAAUGUAAUUAACCAAACCAUUUUAGCUUCAUUUUUAAGGAAACAUAAAAUAUCCUAUAAGGUUGCCAAGAAUGGAAGAGAAGCAGUAGAUAAAUGGAAAGAAGGGGGGUUACAUCUAAUUUUUAUGGAUUUGCAGUUGCCUGUAUUAUCUGGUAUCGAUGCGGCCAAGGAAAUCAGAGAGUAUGAAAAACACAAAGGUAUAGGUAUUCAAAAGGCUUCAUCCACUACGUCAACAACUAAUUUAGAGGAUACCAAAAAAAUAGACAAAAAUUCUACAGGAGCACCGGUUAUUAUAGUUGCGUUUACUGCUUCAAACUCCUUAACAGAUAAAAGAGAAGCACUGAUAUCCGGUUGUAAUGAUUACUUGACGAAACCAGUGAAUCUACAUUGGUUAAGCAAAAAAAUCACUGAAUGGGGUUGCAUGCAAGGUUUGAUUGAUUUUGAUAACUGGAAACAGGGCCAAAGUAGGAUGACCGACAGUGUACUCGUUAAACAGACUCCCAAACUAACGAAAAGAAAGAGUAGCUCUAAAUCUCCAUUAGCAUCAACUUCAUCAAGUCCAAAAAUUAGUGCUCCGCAGAGUAAAAAUUGA
Messenger RNA from Vanderwaltozyma polyspora DSM 70294, 2145 nucleotides. RefSeq names its product mitogen-activated protein kinase kinase kinase SSK1 (gene SSK1). Gene Ontology annotation, biological process: phosphorelay signal transduction system. The record is from RefSeq and is a predicted model, not a curated record. NCBI's taxonomy places the organism in Eukaryota, Fungi, Ascomycota, Saccharomycetes, Saccharomycetales, Saccharomycetaceae. The coding region runs from base 1 to 2145 and encodes 714 amino acids. The transcript has a single exon.